CUAAGCUGUUCAGAAAUCCUGCUGACAAGUUGCUGCUCAUAGUGUGCUUUACAAGGUAUAAAGUCACACUUCCUUCUUCAUAUAUCGCAGUAUAUAAGUUGUACUGUGCACCAUAUUGAGGCACAGACAGUGGUGGAUGUUGGAAGUGGCUUUUUUUCUCUUGAGCCUCAGUUGUUACCAGUGAGUGAGAGAGAAUGGAGCCAGGUCAGAUGGUGUACACUGUGACGGAGGGUCUGAUUGGUCUGAUCUGUUGUGUGGGGAACCUGCUAGUGAUGGUGGUUCUUUGGUCCAGCGGGAGCCUGCAGCAGGAGCCCACCUACGGCCUGCUGUUCUCCCUGUGUGUGGCGGAUGCUCUGGUGGGGGCUGUGGUCGUCCCUCUGGCAGUGAUGGUAGAUGGGCACAUCACUACCUCCUUCAGCCUGUGUCUGUUUAUCAGCUGUGUGCUCCUGCUCCUCACACUGGCCUCUGUGCUCUGCCUCACAGCUAUAGCAGUGGACAGGUACCUCAGGGUCUACAUCCCCAUAAGAUACAAAAGAACAGUGACUCAGAGACACUCCUGGUUGGUGGUUGCUGGAUGCUGGCUUGUUGCGUUCCCUCUCAGCUUCACUCCCAUGUUUGGAUGGUACAACAAGGAAACUCUGGCCCACUCAAACAACUCCAUUAUUCUCUGUCAGUUCAUUGCUGUCAUCCCCAUGUCUUACAUGGUUUAUUUUAUUUUUUUCCUCUGUACACUAAUGCCUUUGUUGGUGAUGAUAAUACUGUAUUUUAAAAUAUUGGACCAUUCAUAGAAACCUGAGAAAUAAACCAGGGAAUGGAGUUCAGACACAAUCCCACCUGUAUAUGAAAAAAGAGAGACAACUUGCAGCUUCGCUCUUUCUUGUUUUGCUUUUGUUUGCUGCAUGCUGGUUGCCUCUAAACAUUAU
This is a messenger RNA of Boleophthalmus pectinirostris (great blue-spotted mudskipper), 923 nucleotides long. Its product is annotated as adenosine receptor A3-like. Gene Ontology annotation, biological process: G protein-coupled adenosine receptor signaling pathway. Gene Ontology annotation, molecular function: G protein-coupled adenosine receptor activity. Lineage: Eukaryota; Metazoa; Chordata; Actinopteri; Gobiiformes; Gobiidae. The record is from RefSeq and is a predicted model, not a curated record. The coding region runs from base 195 to 788 and encodes 197 amino acids. The transcript is spliced from 2 exons. Gene Ontology annotation, cellular component: dendrite; membrane; synapse.